Molecule: messenger RNA, 2143 nt
Organism: Sinocyclocheilus rhinocerous
Lineage: Eukaryota; Metazoa; Chordata; Actinopteri; Cypriniformes; Cyprinidae
Product: mannose-P-dolichol utilization defect 1 protein-like
Exons: 7
Coding region: 59-814 (251 amino acids)
Biological process (GO): oligosaccharide biosynthetic process
Source: RefSeq, a predicted model, not a curated record
AAAGGAGACGAAUUACAGCAGCGCACAACAUCACGUGACUUGAUUUGACGUUUGCAUCAUGGCGGAAGCGGUUGUAGAAACAUCAUUUAUGGACCCUUUCAAAGAUGUUCUGGUUAAUUAUUUAAUGCCAGAAAAAUGUUACGACGAGUUCUUUUUACAGUUCAAUCUUCUGCACGUGGAUUGUCUGAAGAUUGUAAUCAGCAAAGGCCUGGGCAUUGGGAUUAUUCUUGGUUCUGUAUUAGUAAAACUACCUCAGAUUCUAAAGCUGAUUGGUGCCAAAAGUGCUGAGGGGCUGAGCUUUAACUCCGUGCUACUGGAGCUGUUUGCUAUCACAGGCACCAUGGCCUACAGUAUUGCCAACAGCUUCCCUUUCAGUUCCUGGGGUGAGGCACUUUUCCUCAUGCUUCAAACUGUAACGAUUGGUUUUCUCAUACAGCACUAUGGAGGAAACACCAUCAAAGGUUUGGGGUUUCUGGCAGUCUAUUGUGGUCUGCUGGCAGUCGUACUAUCUCCCGUGACCCCAGUGUCUGUUGUUACUACCAUGCAAGCCUCUAAUAUGCCAGCCAUCAUCUUUGGACGGUUAAUUCAGGCUGGUACCAACUACAGAAAUGGUCACACUGGACAGCUAUCAGCUAUUUCAGUGUUUCUGCUGUUUGCAGGCUCCUUAGCACGCAUAUUCACUACAGUGCAGGAAACGGGAGAUUCCCUCAUGGCUGUCACCUACAUCAUUUCUUCUUUCUGUAAUGGUGUGAUUGCAGCUCAGGUCCUCUACUACUGGAACAGCAGCCCUGCCCUCAGGAAGAAGACUGAGUAGAUCCGAACAGCAGGCAAAUUCAGUGACCACUCAGUUUGACAAAGUGCACUGGACAGCCGAUCGGGGAAUUAGAUGUACUUUAAUCAAAAUGACGGUUCUUGUGAAAUUAAGCUCUGGUCCUUGGUCACUUGUUAAAAAGCAUUUAUUGUUAACAUAUCAGUGCUUACUUGAGAGGCAGGCACAAAUACUGCAUAAUGAACAUGUAUUCCAGGUGCCCUGAAGUGGACCAAAAAGCCAGUAUGGUGAGGGGUGCUUCUAUAAUUAUUGAACUUUUUACCCCUUUUUAUGGUAGUGGGCUAUUUAUUUAGGCUGGUAAAAAAUUUUUUGCAUCCUUUUUUUUUUUAGCUCAGGGAAGGGAAUAGUGUCCAUUGUAUUCAACCAUAAAUUUACAAACAUUAUGUAAUAAAUCUUCAUAUAUUAUUGCUGACAUACUGUCUUACAGUCUUAUUGCUCACUUUACCCUGGCUCACUGAAUAGUCACUAAAACACAUGUAGCCAUUUUGAAUUCAACAAUUCUGUGAAAAAAAGUCUGCAAAGAUUUUUGUAAAUAUACAUUUCAGAAUUGUGAAAAUGACCAAAAUACUUUAAAAGUGCACAAAUGAAAAUAUGUGUCAUCAUAUGCUACAGGCAGCCCUACUAGAACAACUAUUAUCCCCGCAAGAAAUUAUUAGUUUUUUGUUCUUUGUAGACAAAUCCAACCAGAUGGACACUAUUUCAGUCUUCCAGAGUCUUCCAGAACGUUGCCCAUGUUGCUUCACACUCUAGAAAAGACAUUCUGUUGCAUUUGACAAAACAAAGGUUUUUCUUUAGGUUAUGUAUAGAUACUAGUGAAUCAAUUACUGUUGUAUUUCUUAAGUUGCAAUGGUCAUGCAAUAGUACAUGUAGCCAUGCUGUUGAGUGUAAUCAUUACUAAUGGGAAAUUGGUAAAAAUAGAAAUUUACUACAAAGCACCCAUCAAAAGCAAGUUUCAAGCUGUCUGCAGGUAAAAGGACAAUUUUAUUUGAAUGAUGGAAAUUGCAUAUUUGCACACAUUACAUUUGUGAAUUUAUUUUCCAUUUUUUGCUUGUGAACAUCUGUUGUUCAUUGUUGGUUUAUUUCAUGAAUGAACUAUUACAAAUGACUGUGAUUGUUUUUUUUUCUUCCAUAUCUAAAUUUGCAGUGUACUUCUGACCACUGAGUAAAACAUUUCCAUCAGAUAAUUUGUAGUGUUUGUUGUGUGAACGGCUUUAAAAAAGACACAAACAGUUGUAGGAAAAAAAAGCAUUUAAAUAAAUAAACUGUUUUAUUCUUAUAUGAAGCUGUGUUUUUGCAUUUAUCCAUUAUGGAUGG